CACCACCUGCCGCGCUCGAUGCUCCCUACUCCCAUAGCCGUCCUCAGUUCGACCCCAUGGUGUCGAGAUGGACGAGUUAGUCACGAGCAGCAAUCGCGCCGCCGCGCGCCGCCCCCUAUCGGCACGCUGCUCGGCCACCUGCUCAAUUGAAGAAAGCAGACACUUUCAAUCAAAGUGUCCCGUUUUCUUUUGCUCCUGCAGUCCAUCGUACCUAGAAACUAGAUUUUUAUCUGCAAAAUCAGUUCACCGUGUUAGACUAUACUUGUACUCAUUAUCGCAUGUGCUCAUAUCCACUCCUGUACGUAGCACAUACGCUAGGUAGUUGAGGUUGGAUCGUGCUGCCUGCCCUCUGUCGUAGUGGCGCACGAUCCCAGGUCGUGGAACUCCCCCAUGAUCUCCAGGCGGGGCUGUAAACUGUAUAUAAUCCCUGCCCAUGAGGGGCUAAUCAGAGUGUGGUGUGUUUCCCCCCUAAUCCUCACUCAAACAUGGUAUCAGAUAUUUCCGAUCCCGCUUCCGCUCCCAUGGAGCACGACGACGGCGACGCUCCGCCUGCUGUCCCCCUCGCCGCCGCUCCACCUGCAGUCCCUCCUGCUCCUGCGCCACCUGCUCCUGCAGUCCCUGCUGCUCCCGCGUCACCUGCACCAGCCCUCGCCGUGGCAACCGCCCCUGCUCUGCCUGCGUCGGCCAUGGUGGCCGUGGCGCCCCCACCUCCCUCCAUCCCCUCGUCGGUGCUGCAAACCGUCGACAUCCGCCGCCAUGUUCCAGUCACGCUAGACCUCCUCGCCGGCAACUACACCGAAUGGCGCCGCCACUUCGACACCGUCAUCGGGAUGUUUGGGCUCCGCGACCAUGUCGAUCCCGAGGCACUCCCCCGUCUCGACCACCCCGAGUGGCUCAUGGCCGACCAUGUCGUCGUGCACUGGCUCUACACCACCAUCGCGCCGGAGCUCCUCGAUGCCGUCAUGCACCCCGAGGACACGGCGAUCGCCGUGUGGACCGCCAUCGACGGCGUGUUCCGCGACAACCACCUCGCCCGCGCCGUCUACGUCGACGCCGAGUACCACGCCGCUGUCCAGGGAGACAUGUCGGUCAUGCAGUACUGCACCAAACUCAAGAACUUCACCGACCAACUCCGGGACCUGGGACAGCCGGUCACUGACACGCGCCAGGUUUUCCACCUCCUGCGCGGCCUCAACCGUCAGUACCACUCCGUCAUUCCCCAUGUGACGUCGCAGGUGCCCCUCCCCUCCUUCCUUCAGGUGCGCUCCUUCCUCCUUCUGGAGGAACACCGCGCCGAACAGUCUGCUCGGCUGCAGUCCACUCAUGCCCUGGUCGCUGGCCGCGGCUCUCCAUCGACACCGCCCACUCCUGCGCCCAGCAACACCAACCAACAAGGGCGCGGGCGCGGGCGCCGCCGCGGCUGUGGCAAUGGAGGUCAGGGCGCCCACAUCGCUCCCUCGCCGUCGCCCUUACCUCGCCCUCCGGCCGUUCCCGCCCCUGCACCAGGCGCCAAUUCCUGGACAGGCCUCGUCCAGGCGUGGCCCAUGGCCUGGCGCGCGCCUGGUGCCGGCGUUCUCGGCCCGCGGCCUGCUACUCCGCCCCAGCAGGCUAUGUACGCCGCGCCCGCGCCAACGGCGCUCCCACUGCCCGUCUACGGCUCGCCUGGUGCCUACCCACCUGGCUAUGCGCCCCCGCCCCACUACAACACCCCUGGGGCCGGGCCGUCGUCGUCUCCGUCACCAGCGUGGGACAUGGCGUCCCUUCAGGCUGCUCUCCACAGCGCCACCGCCGGGCCAUCCUCUUCUGGCACCUCCCAGGAGUGGUACCUCGACUCCGGGGCAGCCGCGCACACGUCUCCUGUCCGCCGGUCGUCGCGCCCCCACCGCCACCACCGACGCGCGCGGUCACCCGCGCCCAGCGUGGGAUAUUUCGGCCUAACCCGAAGUACUACGACGCCGCUGCUGCCACCACAACGGAGAUCUCGCCGGUGCCCAGCUCGGUUCGUGUGGCGGUGCGUGAUCCCAACUGGCUCGCCGCCAUGCGGGCUGAGCACGACGCACUUGUUCGCAACCGAACAUGGACGCUGGUGCCUCGGCCUCCUGGUGCCAACCUCAUCACCGGCAAGUGGCUCUUCAAGCACAAGAUGAACGCCGACGGCAUGCUGGAGCGGUACAAGGCCAGGUGGGACAAGGCCAGGUGGGUCGUGCGCGGCUUUCGCCAGCGCGCCGGCAUCGACUACGGCGAGACGUUCUCUCCGGUCGUCAAGCCAGCAACGAUUCGCACGGUGCUCACCCUCGCUCUCGCGGCUGGCCGGUGCACCAACUUGACGUCUCCAACGCCUUCCUCCAUGGCACACUCGCCGAGGAGGUCUACUGCCUUCAACCUGCCGGCUUCGUCGACCCCGAGCGCCCUCACCAUGUUUGCAGGCUCUCCAAGUCGCUGUACGGGCUGAAACAGGCCCCACGUGCCUGGUUCCUCCGCUUUGCCGGCUUCCUCGCCACUGUGGGCUUCGUGGCCACCCGCUCCGAUUCGUCGUUGUUCAUCUACCAUCGCGGCGUGGACACGGCGUUCCUCCUCCUCUACGUGGAUGACAUCGUGCUCACCGCCUCGUCUGCGGCUGUUCUCGAGCGCGUCGUCGCCCAGCUCACUGGUGAAUUUGCGAUGAAGGACCUCGGCGAUCUCCACUUCUUCCUCAGCAUUCGCGUGACACGCACGGCGGCCGGCUUCUUCCUGUGCCAAAAACAGUACGCGGAAGAGCUUGUCGAUCGCGCCGGCAUGGAAGCCUGCCGUCCUUCCCCGACGCCCAUUGACACCAAGGCCAAGCUGCCCGCGGCUGAUGGCCCUCGUGUGGACGACCCGUCCGCCUACCGAAGCAUCGCUGGAGGCCUGCAGUACCUCACCAUCACCCGCCCCGAGCUUGCCUACGCCGUCCAACAGGUCUGCUUGCACAUGCAUGACCCGCGCGAGUGCCACCUCGCUUUGGUCAAGCGUGUGCCGCGGUACGUGCGCGGCAUACGUGCGCGGCACGGCGUCCCUCGGUCUGCAUCUCCGCGCCUCGGCCACACUCGAUGUACGUGCCUUCACCGAUGCUGACUGGGCGGGCUGCCCCGACACACGCCGUUCCACGUCCGGCUUCGUCGUCUACCUCGGCAACGCGCUCGUCUCCUGGUCCUCCAAGCGCCAGGCAACGGUGUCCCGCUCCAGUGUGGAGGCCGAAUACCGUGGCGUCGCCAACGCCAUCGCCGAGUGCGUCUGGCUCCGUCAACUCCUCGGCGAGCUCCUGGCUCCAGUGCACAAGGCCACGCUGGUGUUCUGCGACAACGUGUCCGCCGUCUACCUCUCCGCCAACCCAGUGCACCACCGCCGGACGAAGCACGUGGAGCUCGACAUCCACUUCGUUCGCGAGCGCGUGGCGUUGGGCCAAUUCCGCAUCGUUCACAUCCCCACUCGGCAGCAGCUCGCCGACAUCAUGACCAAAGGCUUGCCCUCGGACGUUUUCUCCGAGUUCAGGUCCAGUCUUUGCGUCACCGGUGACGACGUCACGACUGCGGGGGGGUGUUAGACUAUACUUGUACUCAUUAUCGCAUGUGCUCAUAUCCACUCCUGUACGUAGCACAUACGCUAGGUAGUUGAGGUUGGAUCGUGCUGCCUGCCCUCUGUCGUAGUGGCGCACGAUCCCAGGUCGUGGAACUCCCCCAUGAUCUCCAGGCGGGGCUGUAAACUGUAUAUAAUCCCUGCCCAUGAGGGGCUAAUCAGAGUGUGGUGUGUUUCCCCCCUAAUCCUCACUCACACACCGUACCUAGAACAAUCAGCUCGGUCCAUCUCCUGAUUCUGAAAAUAUGAAUUGUGUUUACUGCCAAAAUUGAUGCUCUGUAGUUCACCAUGUAUAUAUGUCAUCAGUUCAAAAAAAACGUACAGAAAAGUUCAAUUGUAUGUGUUAAAACCCAGUUUGGUUUUAUACUAUAUGUCAGAUUAUUACAAAAAUAUAAUAAAAGAUUUUGCUCAUGUGGCUGUAAGCUCUAACUAUAUGGCAACAAAGAGAGAACAAGUAGGAAGUAUUGUUGUUUCCGUAUUGUUAAGUUCAGUAUGUAUUCCGUUUUCAGUACGUAAACAAACACACAUGAUAUUUAUAAGAGCAACAAUUACAAAUGGAAAUCAAUAAGUUCAACUACAUAUAUUACAACAAUUGAAAUACAAAUGGCCGUUUGUGUGCAGUGCUAAUGGCAGUACAUUUUGGGUUAGGGUAAUGGAUGUCUGACCAAAGAAAUUAUUGUUGUACUAAUGUCAGUACUAAUGGCGGUUUGUGUGCAGUGCUAAUGGCAGUACGAUGGAUGAUAGACUACAUAAAUUAUUGUUGUGUGUGUCUGACGGAUGAUACCACUUGCUUUUCAUAACAUAAAAGAUAUACAUUCAAUGUUUGGAUUGACGUGGCCAUGUCCACCUCGACUUUCUGGGAUCUUAAACAAUUGAAUUACGAUACACACUAAAAUGGCAUACAGAAAUCUGAAUGCUCACACUUGCUACUUGCUAGAGAUCAUACUAGGCAUAUUUUCAUUAUACCGCUUGCUGCUUGUAGUUAUCAUGGGUGCCCGCUGGACAGGUUCUUUUUGUUAACAUGAUAUUGGUCAAUUAAUUUUACAGAUCUCUUAUUGGAAUUGGGGCUGCAACUAAAAGUAGCAAAAAAUGAUAUUAGUCAAUUAAUUUUAGAGACCUCUUAUUGGAAUUGGGCCUGCCCCAUGAUCCGGUGUCGCCCUCCGCAGCCUCAGCACGCAGGCCGUUCACCACCACCACCAGUGCCCAUUCAAUGCCGCCCCAACAACCCCAGUAGCUUCAAAAAAUGCAAAUGGUCAUGUUUCCACAAGACUGACGGAACAUUACCAAUUGAACUGAGAACUGGCGGAACUGUGAACGUUCGUUCUAUAAAAUUGCAUCAGUUCGCUAGCAAAAUCAAAUUCAGUUCAUCUGCCCUUUGUUAGCUUCAGAAAAUGCAAAUGUUUAUGUUUUUGCAGCACUGACGGAACACCGCCAAUCGAACUGAACACUGAGCAUGUUUCCACCCUCCCCACGCCCGCCACCGCUGCGACCACCCCUCCCCCUCACGAUUUCUCGUUGAUAUCGCUGUAUUCGUGCUUGUUAUGUGAGUUACCUGAUGGAAGUUCUGCAACUGUCAGUCCAGAUGGAAGAAGGAGAUCUGUCCAAAGUGUGAGUUUUGCGACGUCGACGUGCAAGUUCUACAAUUUAUCCAUCCAGAUGGGAGAAGGAGAUCAGUCCAACCGACGCGUCUGAAGCGACAUACGAGGUAUCAGAAUAAUUCUAGGUUUUUUUGUGUUCAUUGGAUUUCCGGAUUGUUAGCGCAAGUGAGUGUUCUGUUUUUGCCUGUUCAGUCCAAGUGGGAGAGCAAAAGUAAGCACUGUCUGCUUAGAAGUUGUGUUUGAAACCCAUUUUUAAUAGUGAAACAAGUAAAUCAGUGUGUUAAUGCUUUAUUGUUAUAGUUCUUAAGUGACUGAAAUUUUGACCAUGUGUUUAGAGUUAAGCAACUACAUAAGUUGCAUGCUGUAUUGAUCUACUUGUCAUGCGGAAGUUCAUUGGCUUCUUAAAAUUUCUGAUAUAAACAAGCUGGUGGCCGCCCAUCUCUGCAUGUAUUUUAUUUGGGAUAGCCAAAUCCUGGCGCGCCCAGCCGCUGCUCGUGAACCCCGCCUCCAUCAGCUCCACUUCACCGGAGUCGUCAGUCCACAGGAGUAGGGGUAGCAGAUCCCCAAUAGCGGCCAAAUCCCGGUGUGCCCAGUCUACAUGUAUUUUCUGUAUUUUCUACACAGACAACAGUCCAAGUAGAAUCGAGUGCAUGAUCCCCAUGCCUCCCCCCCGGGUGCCCAUCCACUGUUUGUCGAAAUGCCUACAAGAAUUAUAACUACUAUUUUUCCAUCUUUCUCUUCUUUUUUAAACUGAAGCUAAACUCCUAUACUACUAUCUCAUCUACUAAAAAUGAAGACACCGUCGCAAAUGUGUGGAAAAGAAUUGCAUUGUAUUUUGUGCUUGUGAAUUACUCAAAUGUUUAUUCGCUGCUGUUCAUAUUCGCAUGUGAAAAAAAGUUGAUGUAAAUUAUGUGGCUAGUGUAGUUCAGAAAAAAUGUGGAGAUGAAACAAAUCUAAAGUUCACUUUUCAGGAACUUUGCUUGCAACACCUAGACAGUUCAAAAUUUGGGGCACGUUCAGUACAAAAAGCUAUAAUUUGUGCAUGUCAUCUGUUUGUGGAAAAUGUCUGUGCAAGGACACAAACAGUGUACAUAUAUAUAGUGUCAGUACUUGAAAAGAAGAACAAAAGUUCAAUCUCAAAACUUUAAUAAGUUUAGUACAUAAAGGUUCACAAAUCCUGCUUAGUAAGUACCUCAAUUGACCCUAAUUUUGAGAUACUAGGACACAUCAUGGUCUUUAGCUAUCACAUCUCAUUUUCGUUUGGGUUAGUUUGUUGUGCAGUACAGGCAAGCAUGGCCACCACCAAUGCACUGUGUGGUCAAGGGCGAUGGAAUCCAACUCAGACCAACACCUUGGCCGCCCUUCCGUUGCUUGGCAACGGGUGUGUACUUUAGAAAAUUCCUAGCAAUGGUAACAAGCUGUUCAAUGUGGGGCUCGUGCAACAUAUAAUGCAAGUAGACAGGUGCAGGAAGAAAGGUGGUUCAACGUGUCGAGCGGCAGCAGCCUUUCCUCCCCAAUGGUUGCCCACGCAAGGAGGAUACAUGGACGCUACAGUGGUGGAGUCAGUAGCAUGUACUAGCUAGCUGAAGAAAAUGUAUUGUCAUGUAGCUUUGGUCUUUACCAUUGUGGUUUGCUGAUAUUUUUUCCUUGUGUUAUUACAUGGGAAAAUGAAAAAGAAAGGGGCUUUCUUUUUGCAAAUCAAUGAAGGAAAAGACUUAACCACGGGCUGGAUUCGGUGCUUGCGGCGCCCACACCACCAUCUUCGGCUCUCUGCCUACUGCAUACGGUGUCGGUCCAGGUACACACUGCUCGAAUCGCUCCUCAUUGGCUCCCAGCGGUGAAGAUCUCCAUGCCUCCCGUUUGAAUUUUCAGUUAAUUUUUUUAUUGAACUUGUACUACUAUUGAUUCAGACCUGAGGGAAGAAGGCAGAACAUCUCUCUUGUUGGCAGUAAUUUUGCUCUCUCAUCUCCAUCUUCCUUUGUCAAUCAAAAAAAUUAGCGGCUAGCGCAUAAAUUGUGUAUUUGUUAGAUUGCUUUGCGUGCAAAGUGUAGAGAUUCUAAAAUUAAAAAAGGAAACGUACAACGAUACAAAGAUUCUGUUGUUCUCUGGUUAGUAGUUCACCUUUGCUAAGUAUAGCAAAUUCUCUGGUUAUUUCUUGCAUAGCAUGUCUAAAAUGCAGAAGUAGUGCCAAAAAAUGUCAUUGUGUUAUGCAUAUAAAAGCUUUAUAAAAAAUGCACAAGCUGUUGUGUUUUUUGGUAACUCACGGCUGUGUGUGGCUCUUGUAUGUCUUCGGAAUACUUAGGCAUACUGUUGUUUGGUACAUAUCUUCAGUACAAGUUUGGAAGGCCAGGAAGUUCUACCGCCGGCAUACACCAAGUUCAGAGACGUUGCACGGAGUGAGCCGCCACCGCCGUAAAAAAUGGUUUAUUAGCGUACUGUUUUUUGGUACUUAUGCAUAUGGUUGUAGAAGUGAAAUUUGUUGGGUGCAUGUGCAGAAAAAUCGUCAGUUCAGUUUUCAAAAAUUCUGGAAGUUUGUUUUGAUUCUAUAAAAUUCUGGAAGUUUCUCGUGUGUGCUGCUACAAAUCUAAAGUUCUUCUCGAGUCAUUCUAGUACUGAUGUCUCUUUUAGUCUGUAGCGGAGGGAAUAAUUUUAUGCUCAUUCUUUCAUAGUAUGAAGCUCAUUUAUAGUUUCUUUUCUCAUUCUUUUAGUUAAGAAAAUGUUUAUUGACCUUGAAGCAUAAACCUCUCGGCAAUGUAACAUUCUGCUGAUAUUUUAAUAAUCGGUAAGCUGUUGUGGUGGGACACGGUCAUCAUCUUGAGGAGGUUAGUGAGGUCAGUGAUACCAUGCAUGCUGAAACAAUGGCCUUACACCAGGCUGUAUCUAUAACUUGGGCUCUGGGAUGCAGGCUGGUGCUGCUCUGGGUAGUAAUACAUGUACUAAGUGAUACACAAGUUUGAUUUUCACAGAAAUUGAACUCCAGGAUAUGAAGUUUGAUGGAUGUGGAGGUUCUUUUGACCUUGAACCCUAUAGGAGUUCAACUUUUGAUUAAGUUUCAGUUCAUCUUUAGCUUAGUUCAUCAACUUUAAUUUUCAGAAAUAUCGAGGAUGUACUAUAUUACUUUUAAAGGGGAGUUCAUGUUUGGCUGGAUUCGGCAGUUCAUUUCCUAUUUCUUUAUAAGGUUUGGUGGUACAAUUUUUAAAACUGUAGCUGUUCGGCAAAAAGGUUCACUACCCCAAGUAGGGGAUUCUCAAUCAGUAAUGAGGCUGUUGUGGAGAAGCAAAUAUUCAGUGUUCAUGAUGUCCAAAUUCCAGUGAUAUGCCAUUAUAUAUUACUCCCUCCGUCCAAUAAUGUAAGACUUUUUUUGACGCUACACUACAGUCAAAAAAUGUCUUACAUUAUGGGACAGAGGGAGUACUAUCAUUGAUCAAGUCAUUUGCUGCAUUUUUUCCAUGUCUUAGUGUACAAGAGCUGUUAGUCAGUAGACUAUAAGUUGUAGUCUGUAACGGCUGGCUGUUCUACACAGUGCACACACACGACCUAGGUGCAACCUAUUUAAUUGAUUGAUGUUUUCAUUUUUUUGAACAGGAAGAUGGGCCAAAAAAAGGAGCAUGAUCGGCUGCUCCUAUAGCGUGUAGCUAGACUAGUAGCUCUGCCAAUGUUACAUUUGGUACAGGCAGUACAUGUAUUCAUGUGGGUGCUUGAAAAGUUCUGUACAAGAAUAGGCCGAUGAUUUUUGUGCUAUGGAUAAUAUGAUUUAUGUACAUGUAUUAUAUGUGUGGAAACAAUUUCUGUCAGAUGAUGAAAGGACAAAUGGUUUGAAUUAAAAA
Molecule: messenger RNA, 9019 nt
Organism: Aegilops tauschii subsp. strangulata
Lineage: Eukaryota; Viridiplantae; Streptophyta; Magnoliopsida; Poales; Poaceae
Source: RefSeq, a predicted model, not a curated record